Molecule: messenger RNA, 2343 nt
Organism: Trichobilharzia szidati
Lineage: Eukaryota; Metazoa; Platyhelminthes; Trematoda; Strigeidida; Schistosomatidae
Source: the annotation of a GenBank genome assembly
AUGUCAACGACGACAACUACAACAGCAAACACUUCAUUCAGUUCAUUGCUUACACGAGCUAGUAGUCCGCCUACAUCCAGUCGUCGGACAUGUUUGCGUACAUUUAUGCAGUUACAUCCCGGUUUUAAUGUUUGGAGCCCGAAUACAACGACUACCAGUAAUAAUAUAAGUCAAGAUAAUAUGAUGUCCCCUGCACCAAUUCAUCCAUUGCCUAUACCACGUAUUAAAGCUCCACCAAGAUAUGCAUCACGUGCUGUAAUCAACGAUACAUACAUGCGUCGUAUUUGCCGUGAUAGUGUUGAGAAAUACAAACGUACAGCCAGUGAGAUAUACUUAGCCAGUGUAAAUAAAUUAGGUGUAAAGUCACCACCACUACCUCUACAGCAAUCAUCAACACCAAUGGCACCAUCUUUAGUGUCAUCUGAAUGGUCAAAUAGCUCAGUCGUUUCCGACAAUCAGCAAACAUCUCCCAUGACAACAACAACAACAACAGGGAAUGACCGAACCGUGAAGAAAAUUGAACCGGUGAAUAGAACAUCGCAAGAUAUGCGUGAUAUACACCAACGAGAUUCAUCUUACACCUCUCAUCCUCAGUAUGUCACCAAAACUAGUGAUAUCACUGCUGUUACUAAUGAUAAUAUUAACAACAAUAAAAUUCCUGAUUAUUCUGCUCAGAAAGUUCAGUCUUCAGUUCACUCAACUACUACUGAAGUACCUUUAUCCUCGUCUCCGUCUGCAUCUUCAUCAUCGUCUUUAGAAUUAAUCGGUAUAGAUAUACAACCAGAUGAUGAACAGAAAUUAUCUCUAUCACCUACUGAGCUUGAUUCACCUGAAGAUGAUCAAAAGCAACAGAAUUCUGGUGAUGUAGACAGUGGUCUAGGCGGUUCUGAUCAUACUAUCAACUCAUUAGUCACAAAAUCCGAAACGAAAUUAGUAAAUUCUACUACUAUUUCGAGUACUGCCGAGAUUCAACGUGGUGAAACAAAAAUGAAAGAGGUUUCUCCUAGAACUGUAGUGUAUGUGGAUGAAGGACAUGGUACAGACGCUAGUACACUCAACACAUCUGCUAAUCUCAUAGAAAAACAACAAAUUAAACCUAUUCUGCGUAAAUCAAAAUUAUUCCAAUCACCACUGACAUCGAAACAAAGUCCAAGUUUAGACGGUGUAACAGAAACAACCCAAUCAUUGUCAUCUUCACCGUGUCAAUCGAAUUCUGUACGAUUUCAUCCAUUAGCUUUAUUGUUAGAUGCUGCUUUAGAAGGUGAUUUAGAGUUAGUGAAAAAAGCAGCUUCUGAGGUUGUCGAUGUUUCUGAGUCAAACGACGAAGGUAUCACAGCAUUGCAUAAUGCUGUUUGUGCUGGUCGUGUGGAUGUAGCUGAAUUCCUUGUGCUUACAGCUGGAGCUGAUGUUAAUGCUGGUGACACAGAUGGUUGGACACCAUUGCAUUGUGCUGCAUCCUGCGGGAACUUACCCUUAGCUAAACUUUUAGUGGAACAUGGUGCUUCUUUGCAUGCUCGCACUUUAUCUGAUCAAGAAACACCUUUAGAGAAGUGUGAUCAAGGUGAUGAAGAAGCUGAAUGUGAAGAAUACCUAUACUUUCAACAUGAACGUCUUGGUUCUGCUUCAUCUGGUCGAGUAUAUGCGCUAUUUCCUCGUGGUAUAGAAGCAGCUGGACCUGGUUCUAUAGAUGCACAUUUAGAAGCCGAUGAGUUACCAAUGAAACCGAAUGAAGUAUUAACUAUUAUAAAUCGUGAACCACCUGGUGAAAUAGAAUGGAUGUUGGCUGAAAAUUCUGAAGGUCAAAGAGGUUUAGUCCCGCGAUCACACAUAUCAUGUUAUCCAUUAGUACGUAUCCCACCGGCUAGUUUACCAAUUAUGGAAAUGCCUAAGAAUAAUUUUACAUCGAAAUCAAUCAUUUGGAGUGAAUAUGACGAUGAUGAGGAUGAUGAUGAUGAUGACUGCGAAGACGAUGGUGAAGGCGAAGGUGGUGGUGGUGGUGGUGAGGCAGAUGCAAAAGGUGAUCAUUAUCAGGCUAUGGAUUAUAAAGGCUGUGAUGAUAAUCGAUCAUUACCUGGAGGAGAAUCAAAAUUACAAUUUAUUUCAUCUGAUGAUAAUUUUGCUAGUAAUAAUAAUAAUAUCGGUGAUAAUGUUAACAAUAAUAAUAGCAACAACAAAGAUCGUGGUUAUACACAUGUUUCAGUGGAAAUGAAUGAUGUUUCGACAGCUAAAUCACAAUCAUUGUCAUCAUCGCUAAAUGAAGUUAAACAAUGCAUUUCUCGUCCAUCUAUUAAUUUCACUGGACUUAAAACUGAUGAUCGUCAGUCAUCAGAUGAAGUAAGUUAA